AACCAAGGAGACAGCAUGGUGAAGUUUGCACCCUUGUCCGUGCCGUGGGAGCGCAGACUGCAGACCUUUGUGGUUCUGCAGUGGAUUUUCUCCUUUGUGGUCCUGGCCCAGAUCUGCAUUGCUGUCUUCAUAGGCCUCCUGUUCACAAGAUUCUGGAUCUUCAGUGUCCUGUAUGCAGUCUGGUGGUACCUGGAUCUAUCCAAGCCAUGGCAGGGGGGCAGGCGCAUUGAGGCCUUAAGGCGCUGCGUCAUAUGGAGGUACAUGAAGGACUAUUUCCCCAUCUCGCUGGUCAAGACUGCCUAUCUGGACCCCUCCCGGAACUACCUCGCUGGUUUCCACCCCCAUGGGAUUCUGGCCACUGGAGCUUUUACCAACCUGUGCACAGAGAGCACCGGUUUUUCCUCACUGUUCCCUGGCAUCCGCCCACAUCUGAUGAUGCUGAACUUGUGGUUCUGGUCUCCUUUCUUCAGGGAUUACAUCAUGUCAGGGGGGCUGGUCCCAGUAGACAAGGAGAGCGCUGCUCACAUUCUGAGCAGGAAAGAAGGCGGCAACCUCAUGGCCAUAAUUGUUGGGGGCGUCCAGGAGGCACUGGAUGCCAGGCCUGGAGCCUACAAGCUGGUGCUGCGAAACCGCAAGGGCUUCAUCAGGCUCGCCCUGACGCACGGGGCAGCUCUGGUACCUAUCUUCUCCUUUGGGGAGAAUGACAUAUUCAAGCAGGUUGAGAACUCCCGUGGCUCCUGGGUGCGCUGGUUCCAGGACCGGCUUCAGAAGAUCAUAAGAGUCUCCAUCCCACUCUUCUAUGGCUGUGGAGUCUUCCAGGACAGCUUUGGUCUUAUGCCCUACCGCCGACCCAUCACCACCGUGGUGGGGAAGCCCAUCGAGGUGCAGAAGACACCACAUCCCUCCCAGGAGGAGGUGGACAGGAUGCACCAGCGCUACAUGCAGGAGCUGGAAAACCUCUUCGAAGCCCACAAGCUCAAGUACAACGUCCCCAGAGACCAACACUUGGAGAUCUGUUGAGUGCCUCCCCAGAGGAGGGGCUCCUCCAAAGGGCAGGGCUGGCAUUAGGGAGGAUGAAGGAAGAUUCUGUGAUCCCAGAAGGCUUCCUGGAGGUGUCUGUUGAACACAUCUCCAGAGCCUUCACUGACUCCUGCACCUCCACCCUGUGCCAGGCCUUGGGUCACAGCUGGCUCCAUGGCAGAGGAGACCAGACUCUGGCAUAGGUGAUUUGCCCUCCUGCACUGACUCUUCUGUAGUGGGCCCUCUCCUUCAUUCUGCCCACCUGAGAAAUGGGAGAGGAUGAUGUGUGGUGUCUCUGUCCUCUGUGGUCCUGUCACUCAACGGGCAGGACAAGAACAGCUCCAGUUAGCAGGUUGCUCUUCCUCUGCCUUGAGUGACAGCACAGAUGCAGCCCCCAGCUGCAGCCCUUUCUCCUACAAGCUCCCUCAUCUGGCAUCCUGCCUGUCCCAGCUCCUCCCUCCCUGAGAUGAAGAGGAGGGCGAGGCCACAACCCCCUGACUUAUUCUGGCACUUUUGAAUUUCUGGAUCCUCUGAGCCCCAGAGUAGCAGCCAGAGAGGCCGGGAAGUGGGGAAGGAGACUGUGGCUUUAUCACUGGCUAAAUGACCAUGGCAGACCUCUUUACCCUCCCUCUGAGUUUCAGUUUCCCCCAAGGACUAAGAUAACCUCUGACCUCAGCUGUGAUGUCACAUUGACUGAGAGCUCCAUGAGUUAGCUGCGACUCCUCCUUUGUAACUUCAGCCCUGACUUUGACACAGAAGGGAGCUCCAUAAAUGUCAACUC
Molecule: messenger RNA, 1801 nt
Organism: Odocoileus virginianus texanus
Lineage: Eukaryota; Metazoa; Chordata; Mammalia; Artiodactyla; Cervidae
Product: 2-acylglycerol O-acyltransferase 2-like
Biological process (GO): diacylglycerol biosynthetic process; triglyceride biosynthetic process
Cellular component (GO): endoplasmic reticulum membrane
Molecular function (GO): 2-acylglycerol O-acyltransferase activity; diacylglycerol O-acyltransferase activity
Source: RefSeq, a predicted model, not a curated record